Phacochoerus africanus (Common warthog) is the source of this 1839-nucleotide messenger RNA. RefSeq names its product zinc finger protein 709-like. The transcript is spliced from 4 exons. The record is from RefSeq and is a predicted model, not a curated record. The coding region runs from base 164 to 1735 and encodes 523 amino acids. Gene Ontology annotation, biological process: regulation of DNA-templated transcription. NCBI's taxonomy places the organism in Eukaryota, Metazoa, Chordata, Mammalia, Artiodactyla, Suidae.
CUCCGGUUUUGGACGCCCUCUCUCACUGGGGGCCACUUCAGGGUCGGCCGUCACGUGCCCUUCACUGGAGCUGGUGGCUCUGCUGCAGUCUCAGUGGCGCAGUGACCUGCCCUGAUGGUGGGAGUCUUUAGAAAGAACUCAGACAAACCCAAGAAACCUGGAAAUGGACUCAGUAGUCUUUGAGGAUGUGGCUGUGAACUUCACCCUGGAAGAGUGGGCUUUACUGGCUCCUUCGGAGAAGAAACUCUACAGAUAUGUGAUGCAGGAAACCUUCAGGAAUCUGGCCUCAAUAGGGAAAACAUGGGAAGAUCAUGAUAUUGAAGAUCAGCACAAAAACCAAGGGAGUAAACUAAGAAGCCACAUGGUUGAGGCAUUCUGUGCAAAUAAAGAGAGUAGUCCAUGUGGAAGAAACUUGAGUCUUAUUCCAAGUCUAAGUCUGAAGAAGAAAGCUACUGGAGUGAAACCACAUGAAUGCAGUGCAUGUGGAGAAGUAUUCAUGCAUCAUUCAUCCCUUAAUAGACACAUGAGAUGUCACACGGAACCUAAACCAUAUGAGUAUCAGAAAUAUGGAGAGAAGCCAUAUAAAUGUAAGAUAUGUGGGAAAGCAUUCCGCUAUCUCCAGUGUUUUAAAAAACAUGAAAGAAACCACAACGGAGAGAAAAUUUAUAAAUGUGAGGAAUGUGAGAAAGUCUUCAUUUGUUUCAGUUCCCUUCACGUGCAUGGAAGAAGUCACACUGAAGAGAAACACCAUCAGUGUAAACAAUUUGGAAGAGUGUAUAGGUAUCAAAGACAUGACAGAACUGGCACAGUAGAGAAAUUUUAUGAAUGUAAGCAAUGCGGUAGGGCCUAUAUUUCCCUUCGAGGUUUAAAAAUACAUGAAAGAAAUCACACUGGAGAAAAACCCUAUCAAUGUAACUUAUGUGGUAAAACUUUCAGUUCUCAUCUGGGUUUCAAAAUACAUGAGAGAAAUCACAGUGGAGAGAAACCGUAUGAAUGUAAAAAAUGUACCAAAGCAUUCAGUUGCCCCAGUUCUCUUCGAAGACAUGAAAGAAUUCAUACUGGGGAGAAACCCUAUCAGUGUAAGGCAUGCGGCAAAGUCUACAGAUAUCAUAGUUCCUUACAAACACAUGAAAGGACCCACACAGGAGAGAAACCCUAUGAAUGUAAGGCAUGUGGGAAAGCCUUUACUUCUCUUUCAAGCUUCCGAGCACACACAAUCACUCACACUGGAGAAGGACCUUAUAAAUGUAAGGAGUGUGAGAAAACAUUCCUUUCUCCCAGUUCAUUUCAAAUACAUGAAAGGAGUCAUACUGGAGAGAAACCCUAUGAAUGUAAACAGUGUGGUAAAGCUUUCAGUUAUUUCUAUUCCUUACAAUCACACAGAAGAACUCACACUGGAGAAAAACCUUAUAAAUGUAAAAUAUGUGGCAAAGGCUUCAGUUGUUCCAGUUAUGUUCAAGUACAUGAGAGAAUUCAUACUGGAGAGAAACCCUUUGAAUGUAAUGAAUGUGGGAAAGCCUUCAUUUGUCACACAAAUUUUCAGAGACAUGUGAGACUGCAUACUGGAGAGAAACCAUAUAGAUGUGAAGAAUGUGGGAAAGCCUUUAGUUGUCCCAGUUCCUUCCGAAAGCAUAAAAGGAGCCACUGGAUAAAUAAUCUUGAAGGUAAACAGCAUCAGAAAAGACUUGAGCUGGCCCCAUCCUUACAUGUUAAAACUUUCAUGGAAAAGAAAUAAAAGCAUAGGUAACAUUGGAAAGCUUGAUGGAAAUUAAAGUUAGAGAAAACUUUCGAUGUGAAAGAAUUAUGAAAGUUUAAAUAUAUUUUGUUUGCUAAGCCUUU